Molecule: messenger RNA, 3587 nt
Organism: Cloeon dipterum
Lineage: Eukaryota; Metazoa; Arthropoda; Insecta; Ephemeroptera; Baetidae
Product: glycosyltransferase 25 family member
Exons: 10
Coding region: 234-1994 (586 amino acids)
Molecular function (GO): procollagen galactosyltransferase activity
Source: RefSeq, a predicted model, not a curated record
GGUGUGCGCGUGACGUCACUUUAUUUAUGUGUAGAAGCCACCGGUGAGUGAAAUUAACACUGCCGCAGAGAAUCGCACCUAGGAAAGCUAUACUAUCAGAUCUUUUCUAAAAGUCAAUUGCGUGAGCGAUCAGAAACCUUGAUUGCAAAUAAUGGUUUCCGUCUAGAUUUCCGCCUGCCACGUCACAAUCAACCCUCAUGUCAGAAAAGAAAGAAGGCUGAAAGGCUUCCUUAAUGUGCAGUGUUAUUAUCACAAUGGAUGUCCGAUGGCGCGUCUUGUUCCUCAUUCUGUUACUCUGCCAGUGCGGGUUCACUAACCCCACCGAUAACAUAAACAAUGGAACAUUGAGCUCAAAGCCGAAGAAACUGUCCCCGACAGUUGUCAUCGCUGUACUGGUGCGCAACAAGGCCAUCACUUUACCGCACUUCCUCACCGCCUUGGAGAAUCUAAAUUACCCAAAGGAGAGAAUGUCUUUGUGGAUCAGGAGUGAUCACAAUGAAGACAACACCCUUAAGAUUUUGAGACUGUGGCUAAGUUCGGUAGAGAGGCUGUACCACUCCAUAAACACUGAGCUGCGCUCCUCGAACCCCAAAAGGUUCAUUGAUGAGUCAAGUCCAACGCAAUGGUCCCCUUUGAGAUUUGACCACCUGAUAAAAUUAAAGGAAGAGGCGUUGGCCUAUGCAAGACACGCUUGGGCAGAUUUCAUUUGGUUUUUAGAUGCUGACGUCAUUUUGACAAACAUGGAUACCCUGAAGGACAUGGUGGCACGAGACUUGACUGUUUCCUCUCCAAUGCUACGCUCAGAUGGACUCUAUUCCAACUUCUGGUGUGGCAUGACCAAAUCGUUUUAUUACAAGCGGACUGAGGACUACAAACCCAUUUUGCAACUUGAGAGAACAGGCUGUUUUGAAGUGCCAAUGGUGCACACGGCGGUUUUAAUCAACCUGAGGCACAAAGCCUCUCAGAACCUCACUUUUGUUGCAAGCAAAGUCCCCUACUAUUCGGGCCCUAAGGAUGACAUCAUUACUUUUGCCCUUGCUGCCAAACACUUUGGCGUUCCUCUUCACAUCUGCAAUGAAGCCUUUUAUGGUUAUUUCACGCUGCCAUUGGAAGAAAACCAGUCUCUCAUUUUCGAUGAGGCGCAACUAGUCAACAUAAGAUUGGAAGCCAUAGUGGAUCACGGGGAUUUGGUGCUAAGUGAGCUCAUGGCCCCGUUUGCCCCGCCGCCUGAAAGAGACACUCUGGGUCUGGACAAAAUUUUCAUGAUAAACCUGAAACGACGACCAGAUAGGAGAUUGAAAAUGAUGCAGUGUUUCAACCAGCUUGGCAUUGAAGCAAUCAGCGUUGAGGCAGUGGACGGUCGCCAACUUAACGAGUCGCUGCUCGAGUCCAUGGGAAUCCGCAUGUUGCCUAAUUAUGAGGACCCCUACCACAAACGGCCUCUAACGAUGGGAGAGAUAGGCUGCUUCUUGAGUCACUAUAAAGUAUGGCAAAAGGUUGUAGAAGACAAUUUGGGACAAGUGUUAGUGCUUGAGGACGACAUCAGAUUUGAGAACUUCUUCCGCUCCAAACUGACUCACUUGAUGGCAGAGCUAAGCAGCCUAGACUUCUCUUGGGACCUUGUAUACGUCGGCCGCAAAAAGCUGCAGAGUGAGGAUGAACCACCGGUGCAGACCUCAAAGAAUUUGGUCUGGGUUGGCUACUCUUACUGGACCCUCGGCUAUUUGCUCAGCCAGAGCGGCGCCCGCAAACUGCUCGCGGCGCAGCCUUUAUCAAAGUUGCUGCCCGUUGACGAAUAUCUGCCGAUCAUGUUCGACAGGCAUCCUGAAUUUAAAUGGAAGGAGCACUUCGAGCCGCGUGACUUGGUUGCGUUGUCUGCGCAGCCCCUGCUAUUAUACCCCACGCACUACACCGGCGAGCCGGGCUACAUCAGCGACACCGAGGACUCGUCUCGCAUCCCGACGGCCCCGCAAUCGCCCCGUGACGAUUUGUGAGCAACAAAUGUGACGGAAAUAUCGCGUUGCUCGGCUGGUGUAACUUCUCUAAUCUGACAGGAUAAUUUUAUUCCGUUUAUUUCAAAAUAUGCAAUCAGCUUAUUUUAUUUGGCUGAAAGUGCCGCAGUUUAUCGUAUUGGAAUGCAGAAAGCGUAAAAAAUAGUUUUUAGUUGAACUUGUUCGAUUUCGCAUUUCUUAUAGUCAUUUAUGUUCAGUCAACCGUAUUGAUUAUUUUAUACAUGUCUUUUAUUGUUACUUGUAAUUAUUCGUCAAGGAAAUUGAAGUUACGCCACUUUUUCGCCUUUUUCCCAUUUUGUUGCCACUCGAGCUAUGCAUUAUCGCCGCUCGUUGCCAAUUAACAGCGCUUAGUCGCUGGUGUCAUUUAAGUCGGCGCCGCGUCAAUUACAGCGCCGAUCCCACAGCUGUUUGAUCUGAAUGACGCAUUCAUCCCGAUGUACUCUUGCGCCGACUCGUGUUUGCGUGUUUAAUACUGGCUCGCUCGCUUUUAUUGACUGAUUUAUGACUCCCCUUUGAUUAUUGACCUGCCGUAAAGAGGGAUUGUCUAUUUUACAACUCCAUUCGACAGCUCUUCCAGACCCUGAAAACUGACGUUUUCUCUCAUUUUGGCAACCGAUAUUAUGAGCGGUUUUUCAUUCAUAAAUCUGGUCGGUAUAUCGAAAUCAGCAGUCCAUGACGAAUGUUUUUCCUAAUUUACAGUUCAUUUUUUUAACACUAAGCUCGAAUUGAAAUUUUGAUUCGCUGUAGUGGCUUUGAUUUUAAUCGUCAAAGUUGGACAUAGAUUAGAAAAUACUCCAAUUUAAUCAUAUUAAUGUUUAUAAAUGAUAAAAUCAUAACCCUUAUAAUUAUUUAAAAUCCCGUGGCGAGGUCUCUUUUCUUUUUCUCUCUUUGACUUAGCAUUCAUGGAGGGUUAAUCCCUAAAAUUAAUUCCAUUCUGUGAGCAACGGCUCACAGUCCCCAAUCAAAGGCGCAAGUUAUGCAAGCCGCAAGUCUCUGAGCAAUUUGUUGUUCAUCCCUCGCCUGCGGUCACCUCGCAUACAAAUGUGUGACCCAUAGACGAAUCUUUCCAACCAGGACACCGGCAAUAUUCGAUUUUGGGGUCGGGAUGAUCAGCAAGUCAAAUUAAACAGGAAUUCCAAAAGCAGCAUCAAACAAGAAUUAAAAUUCUUACUGAAUAAACUAAAGUAAGAUCCUAGUCAAAGUGUUGAGAGAAACUUUUCGCAAAGAAGAGCAACUCUCACUAAAAUAUGCAUUUAUUUAUGAUGUACAAUAAUCGCAGACGCAGACAGUCGUACCAAGGUCUUCCAAGGUCUUUUCGUGCCAUAAAAUUUGAUCGCACUGGCGGCCGUUCUCGCGGAUUAAUGAGAGCCAUUAGCCUUUAGCUGUGCGAGAAACUGAAUGAGCCAUUAGCUUAACUCGGCGCAAAAAUUUAUUUUCACAUUCCUGCCGCCGUUAAUUCAUGUGCCAUCAUCGUUCUCCUAGAAUGACUUUUAUCUCAGCUCUCUUCUUAAUCAAAAAUCGAAAUGUACACUUCCACUGAUGUUGAUUAAGAACUAAUAAAGCUUUAUUACUGCA